Molecule: messenger RNA, 3186 nt
Organism: Zea mays
Lineage: Eukaryota; Viridiplantae; Streptophyta; Magnoliopsida; Poales; Poaceae
Product: ATP-dependent DNA helicase Q-like
Exons: 21
Coding region: 521-3067 (848 amino acids)
Biological process (GO): double-strand break repair via homologous recombination
Cellular component (GO): chromosome; cytoplasm
Molecular function (GO): nucleic acid binding; four-way junction helicase activity; 3'-5' DNA helicase activity
Source: RefSeq, a predicted model, not a curated record
GGACGCUGACACCGACGUCGUCCUCCCCGCAGGCCGCAGGUCGGCAGGCGGUCGCCUCCAGGGUCCAGGCUCUCUCCCGCUCACGGCAGCGCCGUCCUUCGACACCCCCCUCCCCGCUCUAGUUCUGGCCUGCUGAGGACUGGAGGUCCAUCCAUCCGGACUUUGUUGAUUUCUUCUGUUGGUAAUGAAACCUAAUCUGCUCCGACUCUAAGAGGAGUGAGUUCCGAGCAAUCACACCGAAAUCUUCCUUCAUCCCCUCCAUUGAUCCCCUCACAAGUGCUUUACCUUCCCGAGUGGUGGCGUCUUAAUCUGAUGCACCCACGUAUGGUUCCGUCUGAUUUCCUCUUAGUCAUUUCCCCCCCUCCUUUCAUAACUUAUUGAUCAGCGCGCGCAAGAUCGACCUCGGUCGAUGCCGUAGGGAUUGAGACACAAUGUGUGGGUUAGGAAGCUUGUUUUCCAAGAGAUAGGGAUUCAACUGAAUCUCCACGCCGCGCUGCAGCAUUGUGGUGUUCAGCUCAAAAUGAAAGGAGUGCUUCCGAUUAAGGGGGCAUCAGGCCGUGAAAAGAAAGCGCCUAAGGAGCUCGAGAGCGUCUUGAACCGAUAUUUCGGGUAUUCGGGAUUUCGAGGAAAACAACUCGAAGCUAUAGAAGCUGUUCUAUCAGGGAGAGAUUGCUUUUGUUUGAUGCCAACUGGUGGUGGAAAGUCCAUGUGCUAUCAGAUUCCAGCUCUGGUGAAAACAGGCAUUGUUCUUGUCAUUUCACCCUUGAUAGCACUGAUGGAGAACCAGGUUGCCAGCUUGAAAAAUAAAGGGGUUCCAGCUGAAUUUCUCUCUUCAACACAGGCAUCUCACACUAAACAAAGGAUACAUGAAGACCUUGAUACUGGUAAUCCUUCUUUAAAGUUGCUAUAUGUGACUCCUGAACUUGUUGCAACAUCAAGCUUUAUGGCAAAGCUAAAGAAGCUAUACAACAGAGGUCUUCUUGGUCUUGUUGCAAUUGAUGAGGCUCACUGUAUUUCAAGUUGGGGCCACGAUUUCAGUGUUGUUUGCAUGAAAUGCAGACCUAGCUACCGAAAACUUUCAUCAUUGAGGAAGCAGUUCCCAGAUAUCCCUUUGUUAGCUUUAACUGCAACUGCUGUACCGAAGGUCCAGAAAGAUGUGGUAUCAUCAUUGUGCUUGCAAAAUCCAGUAAUUCUUAGAGCUUCAUUUAAUCGACCCAAUAUAUUCUAUGAAGGUCAAAAGCUACCACAACCUUGGAAGAGGCUUUGGAAAUCUUGGGCUCCCCCUAAGUGCAAGUUUUUCUUAUGGUUGGCCAUUCGGAAUAAAUGUUGGACUUCAGAUAGAUUGGAGAUGAGAGGUCUGGACCACCCAGUGUCUUGCCUAUUCUGUGAUCAAGAGCAGGAAACCAUACAACAUAUUUUGUGUUCAUGUGUAUUUGCAAGACAGUUCUGGCAUUCCAUUCUAUUUGGAUUGAAUGUUGGUAAUCUCUCUCCCUCAAGAGAUGAGAUCUCCUUUGCUGAUUGGUGGCGAAAAACAAUUCGUUACAAGGAUCUUCUUGAUGAUGUUUACUCUGAUAUAUCAAAUUUGCUGAAAUCAAGCGGGAAUGUUUGCUCAAUUAUAUAUUGCCUUGAACGGGCAGCUUGUGAUGAUCUAAGCAUGCAUUUGUCACAGCAGGGUGUCUCUUGUGCUGCUUAUCAUGCUGGCCUAAAUAGUAAAGUGCGAAGUUCUGUUCUCGAUGACUGGCUUUCAUCGAGAACUCAAGUUGUUGUUGCAACUGUAGCAUUUGGGAUGGGUAUUGAUAGACAAGAUGUCCGUAUUGUUUGCCACUUCAACUUGCCUAAGUCAAUGGAAUCCUUCUACCAGGAGUCAGGUCGAGCUGGUCGUGAUCAACGACCUUCAAGGAGUGUUUUGUAUUACGGAUUAGAUGACCGGAGGAGAAUGGAAUUCAUUUUGAGAAACCCCAAAACUAAGAAAUCACAGCCGUCUUCCUCUUCAAAUGAGCUUUCUGAGAAGGCUCUAGCUGACUUCAGUCAGAUUAUUGACUACUGUGAAAUUUCUAGCUGCCGGCGGAAAAAGAUCAUUGAGAGCUUUGGAGAGAAAGUACAACCAACUUUAUGCCAACGCUCAUGCGAUGCUUGCAAACACCCAAAUUUAGUGUUGUCUCGUCUGGAGGAACUCCGUCGUGUGCCCAACUGUCGCUUUAAUAAGAUCUCUCCAGUGUUUCAAAGCUCAGUUAAAGAAGCACACUUGGACACAGAAUUCUGGAAUCGUGAAGAUGAGGCGAGCUUAUCAGCUGAAGACAUAUCUGAUUCUGAUGAUGGGAAUGAGGUAGUGAGUAAUAUAGCCAUUUCAAAGGUUCCGGCAAAAGCUGGUCUGGAUGCAAAAUUUAAAGCACUGGAGCGUGCUGAAAAUGCUUAUUACCAAGGCAAAGGUCAGGCGAAGCAGCAGGGUGGCGGCCUUGCUGACAAGAAAAGCAUCUCUGAGACGCUAAGAGAUGCAUGCCGAAAAAGAUUGUUGGAUGCUCUUGGACAAGCAAAGUUGCGACUCGGGAAUAUUCCGUGCGGAGACGAGGCUUCUGCUACACACCUUGAAACAGAGUGCUUCAAAAAAUAUGUGAAGGCGGGCAAGACGUUCUACAACUCACAGAUAGCCGCCACAGUUCGGUGGCUGUCAUCUGCAACACUCAGUCAGAUGCGUGACCGCCUCGACACUCUUAUCGACCGAACCAAAGAUGAUGGUGCGUCAGGCUGCCCCGACAUUGUCCCAGAGUCACCUCCAGCAUCUCCUGAAAUCGUCGUCGGCGCAAGGUCAGGAGAAACCAGUAACGACAAACCGCAGCAUAUUUGUGAGUUGAAGAGUUCAGAUGAGUCUGCAAAGGGUGCUGCAUCAUCGACUGGGAACAUGGUGCUCCCCGCCAUACCGACGUUCAGAGAAUUCUUGAGCCAAAAAGGAAGGGAUCGGGCGAAGUGCUAUUCAAAUUCUAAUGCGACGAACCAGCCAUCUGGUAUUCGUAGGAAGUUUAGUGGUCACCUUGAUAAGGAAGAAGCCAGCAAGAGGAUGAAAUCAUGAAUAUCUGUCGGGCAACUUGAUUUUUUUUCUGCCUUUUCGUUGUCACUAAUCAAACAUUGCAAAUCUACGUUGUAGUGAAACGUUCCUGAAUCAGAAUCUCCAUGAUGAUUUUCUUAUUA